AUGGCGAGGCACGAGGCAUCGGCGUCGGCGGCCGCGGCCGCGCCGGGCGUGGACUUCCACCUUCCCGACGAGAUCCUGGCCGUGAUCCCCACCAACCCGUACGAGCAGCUGGACGUAGCGCGCAAGAUCACCUCCAUGGCCAUCGCCUCCCGCGUCUCCCGCCUCGAGGCCGACGCAGCGCGCCUCCGCCGUGACCUCGCCGACCGCGACCGCGCCGAGGCCGAACUCCGCGCCCGCCUCGCCGACUCCGACGCUCGCCUGGCCGCCGCUCUCGACGAGAACGCGAAGCUGGCCAAGGAAAGGGACUCGCUCGCCGCGACGACCAAAAGGCUGGCCAGGAAUUUGGCAAAGGUACUAGCUUUUUAG
Molecule: messenger RNA, 366 nt
Organism: Miscanthus lutarioriparius
Lineage: Eukaryota; Viridiplantae; Streptophyta; Magnoliopsida; Poales; Poaceae
Source: the annotation of a GenBank genome assembly